Messenger RNA from Dermacentor andersoni, 763 nucleotides. RefSeq lists its product as uncharacterized. NCBI's taxonomy places the organism in Eukaryota, Metazoa, Arthropoda, Arachnida, Ixodida, Ixodidae. The record is from RefSeq and is a predicted model, not a curated record.
GAGACGACGAAGAAGUGCGGGUCUCGCUGCAAAGAUGGCAACCGAAGGGAGGGGGGGAACGGCUGCGGCGACGUGCACGCACGACCGCAACGCGGGCGACGGCCUUGCGGCGGGUGUCGGGGCUCCGGUAUCGACGGUGGCGUUGGCGCGCAUUCGUCGGGAGCUCGAAGAGAUCCGGUACACGCCGUUGACCAACUGCUCCGCGGGGCCCCUGCACCCCUCAGACCUGUUCAGCUGGACCGCCACCAUCGUGGGUCCUGAGGCCACGCCGUACGAAGGAGGCGCCUUCCGGCUCGACAUCAGUUUCCCCGCCGACUACCCCUUCAGCCCGCCCAUGGUGAAAUUUACCACCAAGAUUUACCACCCGAACAUCAUCGCCGACGAGUUCAUCUGCCUCGACAUCCUGAAGACGCGCUGGACGCCGGCCCUGACCAUAUCGGACGUAUUGCUCUCCAUCUGGUGUCUGCUCAAGGAGCCGAACUUUGAGGAGCCCGCCGAUCCGGAGGUCGCUGCCGCGUACGACGAGAACCGCGCACUCUACGAGAGCACGGCGCGCAAGUGGACUUCCGAUCACGCGAUGCUUUAGUGGCGCCGUCAGCGCGUCGCUUUACGCAGGGCAUGUUGACAACACCGGUAGACGAACAGACCGAGCCGGCCGGUCAGGUCAGCCCGAGUUUACUCGGGCAAACGAGACAUUCGUGCGGUGCUAGUGGUGAGCCCUGGUUAAAAUAAAUGACGGGGCGGCUUUCCAUCUUUCCGUUUA